Molecule: messenger RNA, 1694 nt
Organism: Scleropages formosus (Asian bonytongue)
Lineage: Eukaryota; Metazoa; Chordata; Actinopteri; Osteoglossiformes; Osteoglossidae
Product: interleukin-1 receptor type 1-like
Exons: 10
Coding region: 1-1626 (541 amino acids)
Biological process (GO): signal transduction
Source: RefSeq, a predicted model, not a curated record
AUGGAAGAUUGUGUAGACAGUCUUGGGCCUGCCCACUGUGUCAGCCCGCAGGAUGUUAUAGAUACAUACUAUGCAGCUGAGGGACAUUUCUACCAACUGGAAUGUGAUCUUCACUUAAGACACAUGGAGAGCAAUCAAACGAUUACUUGGACUAAAGAUGAUAACCGUACCCUAGACGUGAAAAAAGAUCGUAUCGAAAUGAGAGAGAACUUCUUGUGGUUUUUACCUGUCGAACUUCCAGACAGUGGAUUUUACACUUGCAGCAGUGGGACAAAGAUGACCAAGAUGAACCUUUUGGUGAUGAGUGGACACUGCCCUAGUCAAAGUGCUGAUAAAAUCUUCCAGAAGGGAACUACAAAAAAAAUAUCUUGUGGGCAGGAACAUAUCUUCUCUAUAGAUGAAAAAGCAGAAGUAAACUGGCUGAAGGAAUGCAAGACAAUGAAUUUCCAUGAAAAACAUAUAAGACUAUUUAAUGUCACUGAAAGAAAUGCUGGAAAAUACACCUGUCAGAUAAACUUCAUUUAUGAACAGAGGAGGUACACUGCAUCGAGGACGAUACUCGUGAAAAUUAAGAAUGAACCAAUAUUGUUUAAACCAAAAAUUAUCCGUCCAAGACAGGAGACAGUGCAAGUUGAGCCAGGUUUCAAAACAGAGCUGAACUGCACAGUGUUCAUCGGAAUGAGUGAAAGUGCAGUGAAUGAGAUGUUAGUUUACUGGACUUUCAACAACUCCUUUAUUGAACAAUACGAAAGCAAACAGUUACUUCAAAGCCAAAAACUUGUGAAGCGGGAGAACAACAAGAUGUAUGUUGUUUCCAUCUUAUCCGUUAUGAAAGUCCAACCAGAAUUUUUCCUCAUACCUUUCUGCUGCAUCGCCACCAACCCUGUAGGAAAAGAUGUAGGACAAGUGCAACUGAUUCCAGCCAGUCCCAGAUCCCUCUGCACCUAUAUUGCCAUCUGUCUGCCCAUCUCCGUGAUCGCCAUUGUCUUGACGAUAUGCUUUUUCUUCAAAGUCGAUAUUGUGCUCACCUUUCGAAGACUUUGCUGCAUUUUAAGUAAAAAAACUCCAGAUGGGAAACUCUAUGAUGCAUACGUGAGCUACAUCUAUGGCAACUUACCAUGCACCUCUCAGGUUGAACAUUUUGUCACGCAAGUUCUGCCUGAGGUUCUGGAGAGACGAUAUGCCUACAAACUUUUCAUUACUGGAAGAGACAAUUUGCCUGGAGAAGCAGUCCACGACACAAUUGCCGAUACCAUCAAGAAGAGCCGAAUGAUGAUCAUUGUCCUCUCAGCUGUAAACCUCUCCGACUUGGUCCAAGUGGAAUCAAUGAACCAAGACCAACCCAGAUUUGAGCAGCAAAUUGGCCUCUAUGAUGCUCUCAUCAAGGACAACCUUAAAGUAAUUCUAGUGGAGUUAGACAAAAAUGUGGAUUACUCUCUCUUUCCAGAAUCUGUGCGAUACAUAAAAAAGAAACAAGGUGCUAUAAGAUGGAGACAAAACAGAGGGGACGCAAUGGCUGCCCCCAACCGCCACUUCUGGAAACUCCUUAGAUAUCAUAUGUCUGAGCCAAUAUCCAGUCUAACAAUUCCAUGGCAUGCUACAGACAACAGAGAUGCAAUUGUUUAGAACUAGUGUGUCUGCAUUUGGAAUAUCUGCACUCAGUAUCCUGAACACUGACCAGACUAAACCAGAAA